AUGGGGGCCCAUAUGGUGGUAGAUGGGAGGGUGAACUUUCCAGGGCUCAGUAUUGCCAGCCCCAAUCUGCUCAGCAGUGAGCCCUGUGCACUGGAAUGCACCAAGAUGAAGAAAGAGGAUCACUUCUGGACUGACCUCUCUGCUGAUGAGCUCAUUCAGAAGCACUGGAUCCACAGUCUGCCCCUGCCCCAGGACUCACUCACCAAGCACUCAGCCCUCUGUUUCCAGAAGAGGCAUUGCAGUGGCAGCAUGGGUGUCCGCCCAUCCCUCUCUGCCCACGACUCUGUGAAGUCCCUGCACCAGAACUUCUGGGCUACCCUGCUGUAUGGUAAGAAUGACAUUCUCUUUCAGCUAGUUCACGUUCAUCUUGGGCCCAGAUCUUCCAUUGGGGUCUGA
Molecule: messenger RNA, 396 nt
Organism: Pipistrellus nathusii (Nathusius's pipistrelle)
Lineage: Eukaryota; Metazoa; Chordata; Mammalia; Chiroptera; Vespertilionidae
Source: the annotation of a GenBank genome assembly